AUGGAUGAUGGCGAAGAAAUUUUCAUCACACAAAAUACCUUCCGUCCUCCCACUUUACCAGAAUUUGAGUUUGACGUGGYUGAGUUUUUUGACUUUCUUGAAGAUGAAAAAAGCCAGGAAAAAGUUCAGGAGAGCAGAGAAAUUAGCAUCGUAUCAGAUAAAGACUUGAAGGAACGCACUGAAGAACGAAUACCGACCAACACUAAAAUCAAUACAAGAUGGGUGGUAACAACUUGGAAGGAAUGGGCUGAGUCAAGGAACUCACAGAUUUCUACUUUCACGAGUGAUAAGUUUAAAGAAGUCAACACCGACAUCCUUGGUAUAACAGAAGACGAAGAGUUGAGCUAUUGGUUAAGUAAAUUCGUAAUGGAAGUUAGAAAGAAACGACCACCUGGUGAAGUUUACACUCCAAACACCCUUCACCAAAUGUGUUGUGGACUCCAAAGGCACAUAAGAGAGAAUGGGAACCCAGGUAUUAACCUGUAUGAAAAUCCAAAAUUCAAGCAGUUCCAAGACAGCAUUGACGCCAAAAUGAAAAGAUGA
Exaiptasia diaphana is the source of this 543-nucleotide messenger RNA. Its product is annotated as zinc finger MYM-type protein 3-like. Lineage: Eukaryota; Metazoa; Cnidaria; Anthozoa; Actiniaria; Aiptasiidae. Bases 1 to 543 code for a protein of 180 amino acids. The transcript has a single exon. The record is from RefSeq and is a predicted model, not a curated record.